CAGUGUUGAGUCUGUCCUCAUUAAUAGCAGAUGUGUUUUGUUACAAGCCUGUUUAAAGGAAGUGCUUGCAGUAGCUCAGCAUUUUGAAAAUCAGACCUGAGAUGCUAUGAAGAGUAUCAUUUAACUUCAACUUUUGAUUUUAAGCAUUUAAAGCUCAUCUAGCAGGCUCCAUCCCUCUCCCGUCACAAUGGUCAUCGAGUCGGACUCUGUCAAUCCCAGCCACGCUCUGUUUGACUGCUUUGUCCAGGCGCAGACGUGUAAAGAGACACAGCAGAACUUCAUCGAACUCUGUCGCCACCUGAAGGUGGAGCCCAGAGACUACAAGCACUUCUACAGCAAGCUGAAGGACAGACUCAACUACUGGAAAGCCAAAGAGCUCUGGCAGAAGAUCGACAAGAGAGCCGCCCAUCCCGACUACGGACAGGGUCAGACAUGUCAUCAAAACAAGUGUUUAGUGUUGGGUGCGGGUCCAUGUGGUCUCAGGACAGCAAUCGAAUUGGCUCUUCUAGGCGCUCAGGUAGUUGUACUGGAGAAAAGAGUGUCUUUUGUGAGGAAUAACGUCCUGCAUCUGUGGCUGUACACCAUUCGAGACCUUCUCAACCUCGGUGGGAAGAAAUUCUAUGGCAGAUUCUGCAGUGGAUCCAUUCAUCACAUAAGUAUCCGUCAGCUGCAGUUGAUUCUGCUGAAACUGGCUCUGAUUUUGGGGGUCGAGGUGCACACAGGUGUGACCUUUAAAAGUCUGCUUGAACCAUCAGGAUCUACAGGAUGGAGGGCACAGGUGUCUCCUGAGUCCCACACAGCUGCUGCUUUUGAGUUUGAUGUCUUUAUUUCAGCUGGAGGGGGAAGAUAUGUGCCUGACGGUUUUAAGAUAAAGGAGCUCAGGGGAAAGUUGGCCAUCGGUAUCACUGUAAACUUCAUAAACCGCCGCACCAAACAAGAGGCUCAGGUGCAGGAGAUCAGCGGCGUGGCACGAAUAUACAACCAGCAAUUCUUCCAAGAGCUCCAUUCUGAGAUCGGCGUUGAUCUAGAGAAUAUUGUCUACUACAAAGAUGAUACUCACUAUUUUGUGAUGACUGCAAAAAAGGGGAGCUUGUUAAAAAAAGGAGUUCUAAAACAGGACUUUAUUGAUGUCGAUCAGCUGCUCGCGCCCUCAAACGUCGACCAGGAGGCCCUGCAGGCGUACGCAUACGACGCCGCUGACUUCUCCACAGAUCACAUGCUGCCAGACCUGGAGUUCGCCACGAACCACGCGGGCCGUCCGGACGUGGCCGUGUUUGACUUCACCUGCAUGCACCGGGCAGAGAACGCCUCUCUGGUGAAGGAGAGGAAGGGGAAGAGACUGCUCAUCGCGCUGGUGGGAGACUCUCUGGUAGAGCCGUUUUGGCCUCUGGGCACUGGCAUUGCUCGAGGUUUCCUGGCUGCGUUUGACACGGCGUGGAUGGUCAGGAAUUGGGGGAAAGGUGUGCCACCCCUGGAGUUGUUGGCGGAAAGGGAGAGCAUGUAUAAGUUACUCUCUCAAACGACUCCAGAAAACAUCAGCAAGAACUACUCCGCUUACAGCAUCGAUCCAGCCACGCGUUACCCAAACAUCAGCCGGUGCGCUGUCAAACCUGCACAGGUCAAGCGUCUGUAUGACAUAGAGGAUGGUAAAGCCAAGAAACAGCCGAAACCCAUCCUAAAAGUGAAACCUAAAAAAGACUCUAUCCGGCGUCUGGAGGAUCUGCUGUCCUGGUGUCAGAAGAACACAGCGGGGUACAAACAUGUGAAGGUGAAAGACCUGAGCGAGUCCUGGAGGUCCGGCAUGGCUCUCUGCGCUCUCAUCCACAACUUCAGACCCAAACUCAUUGACUUGUCUAGUCUAGAUGAGCAUAAUGUCAUCAGGAACAAUAAGUUGGCCUUUGACCUCAUGGAGAGAGAGUUUGGCAUCCCCCCCGUCAUGCGUGCCAAUGAAAUGAUCAGCUGUGGGAAGAUUGACCAGCUCUGUAUGGUCUUCUACCUCACACAGAUACGCAACGCUCUCACUGAGAAAGAGAGCCCAGCAGAGUGCUCCAUCAGCCUCUCUCCCAACAACAACCUCUCGCUGUCCAGAACCCGCUCGGCCACCUCCUUCCUCAACACACUCAAACGCGACUCUCUCAAAAGACGCAAGGACCGACUGACAUUGGAGAAAAGACCAGGACCACAAAAGAUGAAGGAGAAAGAGGAGGAUAAGGUUGUGAAAGAGGAAGAACCUGUGGUGUCCAUGUCCUCUUCAGAGGUUGGCAGCAGUGAGCUCUGUUAUUUCUGCAACGAGCAUCUGUAUGUGCUGGAGAGAGGAAGUGCAGAGGGCAAGUUCUUCCAUCGCAGUUGUUUCAACUGUUAUCAGUGCGGCUCCACUCUGCGGCAGGGCGGAUACACCUUCCUCUCCGACAUGGGGAGAUUCUACUGUGAGCUGCACUCAACAGCCGAGGAAGAGGAGGGUGAUGAAGGUCACAGAGGCUCACAGAAUAAUGCUGAAAGUGGCCUUAAUGAGGAGGAUAAGGAGAAAACUCAAAAUGGUAAACCCGUGGAGAUUUCCUCCCCAGCUCCACACUGCUCCGUACGAAGGAAGGGCUCGUAUAAGAUCUCCGUUGACCCUGACUUUGAUGAAUUGGCUGAGUGUUUUACUCCCACAGAGCAAAAAGACCAACCUCCUUUUAUCGCUCAUGAACCCAGCAAACCCUCAGAGCUCAAUCCGGAGAGCACGGGCAUCGAGAAACAACAAAAUAACGGCAGUCCGUCCGUUCCAGUGCCGGCCCCGCGACUGUCCAAAGUUCCUGUCCCAAAACCUCGCUCUGUCCAUAAUGUGGUGCCUCAACCCUCACAUACGCCCAAGGGAUCAGAAGUCCUGCUCGGCCAGGAUUCAGACACUGAGACGCCCGUCUGGUCUUCUGCUGAGGGCUACGGGAGCGAGAAGAGCUUUCGGGACCAGCAGAACCGGCGCUGCAUUAGAAAGAAGAGCGAUCCGCAACCUUCCACAGAGCCGCAACACGGAAAGAUGCGCUCCAAGUUUUCCGCGUGGAAUCUGUCUUCACCUCGACUGCAGCAGCGUUUCAGUUUCCUCCGAGUCACUCCUUCAGGACCAUCUCAACCAGAUUAUUAUGCAUCGGAUGAUAAUGAAGAAGGGCUUGAUGAUGACGAAGAGGAGGAUGAAGAGGUUCUUACAAGAGAAGAGCAUUAUUUGGAUUGCAAGGGGGCUGAUUUUGAGAUUUCGGACUCUGAGAAACGAGAGCUAAAGAGGAUGAAGACUCUGCAAAGGAAAGAAAGGCUGAGCGAAAUCAACCGCUUCCACAAAGCUCAGACAAUUCAGAGACGCCUGGAUGAGAUCGAAGUUACCUUUAAAGAGCUGGAGGAGAAAGGAGUGGAGCUGGAGAGAGCUUUGAGAGGAGAGGCUGGUUCAGACCCAGAAACGAUUGAUCAGUGGAUUGAUCUGGUCCAGGAGAAGAACAGUCUGCUAUCAGAGGAGUCCGAUCUCAUGGUGGCAUCUCGACAGCUGGAGCUGGAAGACAAACAGAGCAUGUUAGAGAUGGAGCUGCGGAGAUACAUGGAAAUGGACGACUCGGAGAAAAGCCCCGAGCAGCGAGAACAUGAGAGUCAGGUCCUGCAGGAGAUGCUGGACGUGGUGGACAUGAGGGAUUCACUGGUGGCCUUCCUGGAGGAGAAGAGGCUGAAGGAAGUGGAUGAUGAGCUGCUGGGGAGCUCCGUGCUGGAGGCCGCAGCAUCCUAGGUGCCCUGGGACCGAGACACCACAAACACACCACAACACCGUAAUACAGUAGUUCACCAUUUACUCAUCCUCAUGCAGUUAUAAAACUUCUAGCACUUCUUAUCUUUUGUGGGAAACAAAAGGAAAAAGUUGCAUGAUGAUCUUUUUUUUUGCACAAUGAAAUAAAUGAUAAAAUCAUCAUAAAAGCAGUCCUUGAAGCCACAUGAUUGAUAUGAAGUUUUAUUUUGUUUUCAUAUAAAGUUUUAAGUCGUUUUUCUGACUCUGACUAGUUUCAGUGAUGUCGAACAUUAACAAUUCUCAUCUGCAUCAUAAACAGUUUUCCAGUGCUUAAAAUUUUCAGUGAACCAUGAAUGCAUUUCAGUACAUUUCCACCAAAUGCCACACAUUUAGACUACUAUGGUGUCUUUUUUUUUUUUUGUCCUCAACAGCUUACCGUUUACUUUUAUAGGAUAGAAAAUAGAAAGAAUGUCAUCUACUCGAUGAAAGAAAGUAGGUCAUACUGAUUUGCAUCGAAAAGAGGAUGAAUAAAUGAUGACAGAAUAUUUAUUUUGGUCACACAAUAUAAACACACUAUGAAUUGUAGGCACAAAUGCAUUGCACAUUGCACAACUUUGUGUAGAGACUCUGCUCUUGAAAACCAAAGAGUUAAACGCAUCUGCGUGCACAGGUUUAAGACACUCGAGAUCUGGAAUCUAGCGCCAUCCGUUACGGUCUCACUCCAACAUAAAUGAUAGAGAUAGAGAAACUCUGGAGACUGUAGAAAAUGUUGUGGAACUGCACAUCCAUCGCAGCCUUCACUGCCCAGACACAGCAUUUUCACAAGACUCUCGCGCUCAAACACAUGGACUUUACUGCGGCAGAUGAUUGUGUACUCGUGUGUGAUUGGAUUGCAUCUGGCACUUUUAUAAGAGUCUAUCAAGGUCAUGUAUGUUAUAAAUAUUAAAAUUAUUCGAUCUUAUUUCUGACACCGAAUUUAAACUAAACUAAAAAGGUAAUUGCGAGUUUUUCUUGCAGAAUUGCAAGAUGUAGUUAGCUGUAAGAAAAAACUAUUAUAAUAAAAAACUGAAUUGUGUGAUGGAAAGUCAGAAUUCUGAGAGUAAAAAAGUAAAUCUCGUUUUCAUCAUGGAAUAAAAAAAAUAUGACACUUGUCUUACAUUUCUGAAUUUUCUUGCAAAAUGUAAACUGGCAAUUAAACUUGUGUAAUGUAGUCAGAAUUCUACAGGGAAAAAAAGUCGGAAUUGUCGGAUAAAAAUUCUAAAAGUAAAAGUUUCCAAAGUUCUAAAAUAACUUAAAUCAGAAUUCUUUUUUUUUUUUUUUUGAAAAAUGUAAACUUAUAACUCUGAGAUGUAAACUCGGAAUUGAAAGUUUAUAAUUAGCAGUUGUAAAACAUAAACGUAAUUGAAAGAAAAAGAGAAUUGUGGGAAAGUCGUGAGUCGGCAGAAAUAAGCUUCGAUACACAAUGUCCUCGUUAAAAGAUAUUAUAUAAAAGGUAUUUACAUAUUUAUGAUGUUGUAUUUGUCAGAAAUGGUGUAACCUGAUGCCAAUAUCAUCGUAAACAGCACUUGCAAUGUAUAAUUAUGAAUAUAUUACAGCUUUGCAACAAGAGAUUCAAUAUCAUAAUGAGUUUUUUUGCAAGGUUUUAUUUAUUUUUUUAUCCUUGUAAGUGAUUGAACGAUUAUUUCACUCAUUAUUAUUCACUGUUGAUUUUUUUUUUUUUCUGCAUGUGAUGGUUUUCUCUCAGGGGUACAUCUGCCUGGACUGGUUUCCAUUUCUAUAUUUUGAUCAUUAUUUGGAAGUGUUUAUACUGUAAUACUCGUUCAUGAAUUAAUUUAGGGAGGCACAAAGAAGCAGAAAGUCUGCGUUCCUUUGCUGUAUGGAAUUCCCUCAGAGAAUUAUUAUUAUUAGGUAUUUUUAUGUGCUUGAUAAAAUUGUUCAUUUUUUGAGCACUGUGAAUAAUUGGUGGCAUUAAUUCUUGUCAGAGAGGAAAUUUGUGCUUGUGUUUUGGGAACUGGUGUAAUUUUUGCAGUUUGUUUUUGCUCCCUAAUUGUAUUUCUUUUCUUUAAAUAUGUUUACACACACACAACACACACAUCACACAGAUACCAGUGGUUUCUUUUCUAUGGGGACAGUAAUUACUGAAUAUGCUAAUAAAAUAUCUAGCACUUUA
Molecule: messenger RNA, 5912 nt
Organism: Carassius gibelio (silver crucian carp)
Lineage: Eukaryota; Metazoa; Chordata; Actinopteri; Cypriniformes; Cyprinidae
Product: F-actin-monooxygenase mical1
Exons: 24
Coding region: 188-3745 (1185 amino acids)
Molecular function (GO): protein binding
Source: RefSeq, a predicted model, not a curated record